GUGAGUUUAAAGGCAUGUAAUGUAAGCGAGGGGGGAAUAUUGUUGGAUUCAUUUGUUGGAGUUGGAGAAGCUUUUGAAAAAGUCGCUCAAAGUCGUCUCCAACAGCCCGCACAACCAUCUGUCCAGGAUUUUCUUCGCCUUUCACUUCUUCUAAGAGUGUUGCGGAGCCGUUUUUAGAAGAUGAGCGACAAUUUGAUGGAUAAAGUGAACCAGUUAGGCGAGCGCUUGAAGAUUGGGGGGUCUGAGGUUGGGCAAAAGAUCAGUGCUGGUAUGAGCUCAAUGAGUUUCAAGAUGAAGGAAUUUUUCCAAGGCCCAAAUCAGGCAGACAAGCUUGUAGAGGAAGCCACAGCUGAGACGCUGGAUGAGCCUGACUGGGCCCUGAAUCUUGAACUAUGCGACAUGAUCAACCACGACAGAGUCAACAGUCUGGAGUUGAUAAGGGGAAUGAAGAAAAGAAUCAUGUUGAAGAACCCCAGGGUUCAGUACUUGGCUCUGGUGUUGCUCGAAACCGUCGUAAAGAAUUGCGAGAAGGCAUUCUCUGAGGUUGCAUCUGAGAGAGUGCUGGACGAGAUGGUGAAGUUGAUUGAUGACCCUCAAACUGUCGUCAAUAAUCGGAACAAGGCUUUGGUGCUGAUCGAAUCAUGGGGAGAGUCUUCAAACGAGUUGCGUUACUUACCUGUUUAUGAAGAGACUUACAAGAGUUUGAAAUCCAGGGGUAUACGUUUCCCUAGUCGCGAUAAUGAGAGUCUGGCUCCUAUAUUUACUCCUCCAAGAUCAGUAGCAGCUUCUGAAUCAAACGCCACAUUGGCGCAACAACUUCAUCAUGAAAUCCCUGCACAAAGCUUUUCAGCUGAACAAACUAAGGAAGCAUUUGAUGUGGCAAGAAAUAGUAUAGAGCUUCUAAGCACUGUUUUAUCCUCUUCUCCACAACAAGAUGCUCUGCAGGAUGAGUUGACCAGCACGCUUUUACAACAGUGUCGUGAGUCCCAGUACACUGUUCAGAGAAUCAUUGAAACAGCUGGGGAAAACGAGGCCUUGCUUUUCGAAGCACUGAAUGUGAAUGAUGAAAUACAAAAAGUUUUAUCUAAAUAUGAAGACAUGAAACAACCUUUGGUGGUACCUCGGGAACCAGAACCAGCCAUGAUACCUGUUGCUGUAGAGCCC
Molecule: messenger RNA, 1164 nt
Organism: Sesamum indicum (sesame)
Lineage: Eukaryota; Viridiplantae; Streptophyta; Magnoliopsida; Lamiales; Pedaliaceae
Product: TOM1-like protein 1
Biological process (GO): protein transport to vacuole involved in ubiquitin-dependent protein catabolic process via the multivesicular body sorting pathway
Molecular function (GO): phosphatidylinositol binding; ubiquitin binding
Source: RefSeq, a predicted model, not a curated record